Molecule: messenger RNA, 1466 nt
Organism: Annulohypoxylon maeteangense
Lineage: Eukaryota; Fungi; Ascomycota; Sordariomycetes; Xylariales; Hypoxylaceae
Exons: 2
Coding region: 125-1378 (417 amino acids)
Biological process (GO): tRNA wobble position uridine thiolation
Cellular component (GO): cytosol
Molecular function (GO): tRNA binding; sulfurtransferase activity
Source: RefSeq, a predicted model, not a curated record
ACAACUAACACAAAUCUGCUAAUACACAUAUACCCCUUUCUUACAUUCUAGAAGACCACAUCUAAAUCCGAGUACGGUUUAUCCUAGAUAUAAAAGUUGUUAGCGGAGGUUGCAAAUUCGCUCAAUGACGACAGCGGCAACAUCUCCGGCGGAUGCGACCGGGGUUUCCCGGCCGUGCAACCGGUGCAAAGAGCAAGAAGGAACUAUAGAAUUACGGGUUGCCGAGACAGUAUGCAAGUCAUGCUUCGCAUACUACGUCUCCAGCAAAGCCAUCAAGAGACUCGAAGCCCUACAGCGGGAGACAUCCGCGCCUCGUGGCAGCGGUAGCGGGCCGCGGGGUCAAAGGCGACCGCAGCGGUAUCUAGUUGGACUAUCAUGCGGACCCUCAUCCACGACUCUCCUCCACGUUCUAACUGAGAACGUGCGGCAGCAGCGUGCGCGGGGGCAGAAAACUGCGCGAUUCGAGUAUAUCGCCGUGCACGUCGUCGACGACACCUUACCGUCAUCUUCAGCUGAACCAGAAGAGCCAUCUUACCUCGCCGCGUACCGCGCGCGUUUCCCUGACGCAGACAUACUCAGCGUACCCCUAAGCUCCGCACUGACCCUACAAUCCAUAGACUGGACCUCCCUCCCCUCUCCCCCCUCCCCCAAAACCACACCCGCCCAAACCCUCUCCUCCAUCCUCUCCCUCCUCCCCUCCACAACCUCCCGCGCCGACAUCCGCCGUCUGCUAGUCCGGCACAUCCUCAUCGCAACAGCAACACAACACACCUGCGACGCCCUCCUCCUCGGGCACAACACCACCUCCCUCGCAGAGCUAACGCUCUCCGAAACCGCGAAAGGGCGGGGCUUUUCCCUCCCCUCCCUCGUAAACGACGGCGCCGUGGCGCUUCCCGCACGACUAGACGGCGGCGCCGCCAACCCCAACAACCCCAACCCCAACAUCCCCGCAAGCCUCCCAAUAUACAGCCCCCUCCGCGAGCUCUUCCGAAACGAACUCCUAACCUACCUCUCCCACACCACGCCCCCUCUAACCCCGCUCCUGCCAGCCUCCGAAACCGGGUCCGCGGGUAAUACAAACAGCGCCGUGGUCUCGCACCGCGACCUGAGUAUCGACGACGUGCUGGCGCGGUACUUCGGCGCCGUGGAGGCGAGUUACCCGUCCGUGGUCGCGAACGUGGUGCGCACGACGGGGAAGCUGGGACACGGGGGUAGUGGGGGAAGUACGGAGACUGUGUGCGGGCUUUGCGGUGCUGGUUUAGAUGAGCUGGGGGAUGAGCGGUGGAGGGGGGAGAUUGGGAUUGAUGCUGGUGAGAGGGAUGGUGGUUCUGGGAAGAGGAGGUUGUGUUAUGGGUGUGAGAGGUCGGUGCGUGGGUAGGUAGUUAUUGUCUGCUGAGCACUGGCUUCGAGACUUACUCUUUGCCAUUUGAUACGAGGUAGCACUCAACGAUACAGAGAAAUCACAG